AGGUGGGGCCAGGGUGUCUGGGUAGCACACAGCCUACCACAAGGCAAGGAAGGAAGAAAGAAAGGACAGCUUUGGUUCUGGGGAGAAGGGGAGGCAGGCCAGGGGAAGGAGGAGACAGAGGAGGAGGGCCUUUGAGUGGAGGCGGAGGGUGAGACAGACCCUGCCCAGAGCUCCAAGUGGCUUCCUGCUGCUUGCUUCUAAACCCCUCCACAUUCCUGCAGCCCUUCAGACCGCCAGAACUCUUCUGCCGCCUGCCUGACUGCCUGCCUGCCUGCCUGUGCCGAGAGUUCCCAGCACCAUGAGGGCCUGGAUCUUCUUUCUCCUUUGCCUGGCCGGGAGGGCCCUGGCAGCCCCUCAGCAGACCGAAGUUGCUGAGGAAAUAGUGGAGGAGGAAACUGUGGUGGAGGAGACAGGGGUACCUGUGGGUGCCAACCCAGUCCAGGUGGAAAUGGGAGAGUUUGAGGAAGGUGCAGAGGAAACUGUUGAGGAGGUGAUGGCUGACAACCCCUGCCAGAACCAUCACUGCAAACAUGGCAAGGUGUGUGAGCUGGAUGAGAGCAACACCCCCAUGUGUGUGUGCCAGGACCCCACCAGCUGCCCCGCUCCCAUUGGCGAGUUUGAGAAGGUGUGCAGCAAUGACAACAAGACCUUCGACUCUUCCUGCCACUUCUUUGCAACCAAGUGCACCCUGGAGGGCACCAAGAAGGGCCACAAGCUCCACCUGGACUACAUUGGACCAUGCAAAUACAUCGCCCCCUGCCUGGAUUCUGAGCUGACCGAAUUCCCUCUGCGCAUGCGUGACUGGCUCAAAAACGUCCUGGUCACCUUGUACGAGAGAGAUGAGGGCAACAACCUCCUCACUGAGAAGCAGAAGCUGCGUGUGAAAAAGAUCCAUGAGAACGAGAAGCGCCUGGAGGCUGGAGACCACCCUGUGGAGCUGCUGGCCCGAGACUUUGAGAAGAACUACAACAUGUACAUCUUCCCUGUCCACUGGCAGUUUGGUCAGCUGGAUCAGCACCCCAUUGAUGGGUACCUGUCCCACACUGAGCUGGCCCCACUGCGUGCUCCCCUCAUCCCCAUGGAACAUUGCACCACACGCUUCUUUGAGACCUGUGACCUAGACAACGACAAGUACAUUGCCCUGGAGGAAUGGGCCGGCUGCUUUGGCAUCAAGGAGCAGGACAUCAACAAGGAUCUGGUGAUCUAAGUUCACGCCUCCUGCUGCAGUCCUGGACUCUCUCUCCCUUUGAUGUUCCCCCUUCCAUUAGCCCCUUGUUUAAAAUGUUUGGAUGGUUGGCUGUUCUGCCUGGGGAUAAGGUGCUAACAUAGAUUUAACUGAAUACGUUAACGGUGCUAAAAAAAAAAUGUAAGAAAGAAAGAAAGGAACUAGAACCUAAGACACAGCAUUUUCCCACAUAAUUCAACUCUGAGGUCAUGGCUCAUCCACAACCCUCUUGUCCCCUGCACUGCACAGUGUCUCACUGGCUGUGUUGGAAACAGAGUUGCAUAAGCUCACCUUCCACAAGCACAAGAUAUCUUUAGCUUUCAUUUUUAUUUUGCAUUUGACUCUAACACUCAACCCAGACUCUGUGCUUAUUUCAUUUUGGGGGAUGUGGACUUCCUGGGGUCUUCCCCUGGUGGUUUGGAGGUAGGCAGAGGGAAGUUACAGACGCAGAUACAAAAUUUGGGCAAGGAUACUGUGAGACCUGAGGAUCCACCAGUCAGAACCCAGAUGGCAAGUCUCGGUAGCCUAGGUCAACAAUUGACAUAAUAAUCCAGGGCUGUGACACAUAUAAGAGACUCCCAGCAGCCCGGGACCUCGCUCUCUCCUCUACUCUUUGGGCAGUUUCUUUCCAUGUUCGGCUGUUGGUUUUAAUUUUGGUGAGCCAUGGGAGCCAUGGGUGGACCAGAACAUCACGAGGGAUUCUCUUACUCAAUUGCUAAUGGACUUUCAGGCUCUUGCUGGGAGCUCUAGGCACUGGGAGGCGGUUUCAGGAAAGUGAGACUCAAGAGGAAGACAAAGAAGGUUGUAAAGUAGAGAAAGUGAGGCUGGUGAAUUGGUUUGAUCUUUCCCAUCUAGACAGCUGUCAUAAAGUUUCUAGCAUAUCCUCCCUCACCUCUCCCCACUCCCUGCCACUUGAAACCUUCUACUUACUAAUCAAGAGAAACUUCCAAGCCAACGGAAUGGUCGGAUCUCACAGGCUGAGAAUUUGUUCCCCUCCAAGCAUUUCAUGAAAAAGCUGCUUCUCAUUAACCAUGCAAACUCUCACAGUGAUGUGAAGAGCUUGACAAAUCUUUCAAAAUAAAAAGUAAUGACUUAGAAACGGC
This is a messenger RNA of Grammomys surdaster, 2328 nucleotides long. It is a transcript of the gene Sparc, whose product is annotated as secreted protein acidic and cysteine rich. The coding region runs from base 299 to 1207 and encodes 302 amino acids. Lineage: Eukaryota; Metazoa; Chordata; Mammalia; Rodentia; Muridae. The record is from RefSeq and is a predicted model, not a curated record. The transcript has 10 exons. Gene Ontology annotation, biological process: anatomical structure development. Gene Ontology annotation, molecular function: extracellular matrix binding; collagen binding; calcium ion binding.